This is a messenger RNA of Clupea harengus (Atlantic herring), 1861 nucleotides long. RefSeq names its product glucose-6-phosphate isomerase b (gene gpib). Gene Ontology annotation, molecular function: monosaccharide binding; glucose-6-phosphate isomerase activity; carbohydrate derivative binding. Lineage: Eukaryota; Metazoa; Chordata; Actinopteri; Clupeiformes; Clupeidae. The transcript has 16 exons. The coding region runs from base 1 to 1485 and encodes 494 amino acids. Gene Ontology annotation, biological process: glucose 6-phosphate metabolic process; glycolytic process; gluconeogenesis. The record is from RefSeq and is a predicted model, not a curated record. Gene Ontology annotation, cellular component: cytosol.
AUGACAGGACCUAAGACCCUGGACCAUCUGGAGAGGUUCUAUAAAGAGGAAUGGUCUCAAAUUCCCCGCUCUCUAACAGUCGUCUGCCCCGUAUAUGUGCAGGACCGUGCGGUGCUCCAUGUGGCCCUGAGGAACCGCUCCAACACACCCAUCCAGGUUGGGGGGACUGAUGUGAUGCCAGAGGUGAACAAAGUGCUGGAGAAGAUGAAGGGCUUCUGUCAUAAAGUGCGCAGUGGUGAGUGGAAGGGCUGGACCGGAAAGGCCAUCACAGACGUGGUCAAUGUGGGCAUUGGUGGAUCUGAUCUGGGCCCAUUGAUGGUCACUGAGGCUCUGAAGCCCUACUCUAAAGGAGGACCCCGUGUGUGGUUCGUCUCCAACAUUGAUGGCACCCACAUUGCAAAGACCCUGGCUGAGCUCAAUGCAGAGACCACCUUGUUCAUCGUUGCUUCCAAGACAUUCACCACUCAGGAGACCAUCACCAAUGCUGAGUCUGCCAAGGAAUGGUUUCUCAAAGCCGCAAACGAUCCUGCUGCUGUGGCCAAGCACUUUGUGGCUCUGUCCACCAAUGGUCCCAAAGUGAAGGACUUCGGCAUCGACACUGACAACAUGUUCGGGUUCUGGGAUUGGGUCGGUGGACGCUACUCUCUGUGGUCAGCCAUCGGACUAUCCAUCGCCCUGCACAUCGGCUUUGAGAACUUUGAGAAGCUUCUCUCUGGAGCUCACUGGAUGGAUAAUCAUUUCCGCACUGCCCCACUGGAGAAGAAUGCACCUGUCCUUCUGGCUCUCCUGGGUGUCUGGUACAUCAACUACUUCCAGGCUGAGACGCAUGCCAUGCUGCCCUACGACCAGUACAUGCAUCGCUUCGCAGCCUACUUCCAGCAGGGUGAUAUGGAAUCCAAUGGGAAAUACAUCACAAAGGAUGGUGCCAAGGUGAACUACCACACUGGUCCCAUUGUUUGGGGGGAGCCAGGCACCAACGGCCAGCAUGCCUUCUACCAACUUAUUCACCAAGGCACACGUAUGAUUCCCUGUGACUUCCUCAUUCCCGCCCAGACUCAGAAUCACAUCAGAGACGGUCUGCACCACAAGAUCCUGAUGGCUAACUUCCUGGCCCAGACUGAGGCCCUGAUGAAGGGAAAGACUACAGAAGAGGCCAAGAAGGAGCUGGUGGCCGGAGGUCUGAGUGGGGAGACCCUGGACAAGCUGCUACCACACAAAGUAUUCCAAGGGAACAAGCCAACCAACUCAGUCAUUUUCAAGAAGCUGAAUCCGUUCACCCUGGGAGCACUUAUCGCCAUGUAUGAGCACAAAAUCUUUGUCCAGGGAGUCAUGUGGGAGAUCAACAGUUUUGACCAGUGGGGAGUGGAACUGGGCAAACAGCUGGCGAAGCAGAUCGAGCCGGAGCUGAGCGGGGCUGGUGAGGUGAGCUCCCACGACUCCUCCACCAACGGUCUCAUCAAUUUCUUCAAGAAGAACCACGCCUGAGCCUGUAGCUGCAGCCUCCCGCUCCGCUCCGCUCCGCCCUGCCCCUCUGUACCACAGAUCCCCAGGACUGGAGGGCAGCUCCCAGCUCCCACAGCAGCUCCCAGCUGAGCACCCUGGUUCGCUGACGGCCAAUCAACUCCCUAGCACUGGAGAGGAAGAGCUUACUGUAUCUGUAAUCACUUAUUUGUGUAAUUUUGAGUCUCUGUUCAUGUAAAUUGACUAUGUUUAUGUGUCUAAAGCUAGACAAGGGAUCGGCCGUUUACUGCACUGUACUGAAGUCACCUACUGUAGGUAAUGCAGAAGAGAGACAGGUUACUGCCAUGCUCUUGUACCUAAUGGCUUGAAAAAUAAAUAUUGUCACUGUCACUUUACCCUA